AAUUUUUAACAUAAAUUUGUUUUACAUUUAGGAACUUUGUUGAUAAACUCGAUUAAAAAUGGAUUUAUAUGAUGACAUAGACACUAAACCCAAAACAUCUCAAAUAGAUGGUUGGUCGUCAGGUAUUAAAAUGCUGCAAACACAGUUGGCCAUCAAAAAGGCCCAGGUACCCAAAGCCAAAGAGGCCAACAAGAAACCGCUAAUGACGCCUGUAGUGAAUUUAAAAUCAAAAAAGUUGCAAAGCUCUGAAGAAAUAUUUCUGACUAAAGGCGAUAACAAACGAAUCAUAUCGGCACAGCCUCUAGUGCCAUCACUGGAAAAUUUAAAAGCCGAUGAUUGGGAUUUUGUUGAUGAGUAUGAUCCCCAGUGGCCUAAUGAGUAUGAUAAGUUGAAAGAUAAACAGAAUAGCAACAAAGAGAAAGUUAGAGAUGAUAGAGAUCGCGACCGGGGACGUGAUAGAGAUCGCGACCGUGAACGCGGCGAACGUAAACGAGGUCGUAAUCGAAAUGCACGCAAUAAUGAUUCUCCACCAGUCAAAUUUAGUGGUUUCGGUCAACGCAUAACAGAAGAGGAUCGCUAUAGUCCCCCAGCCCCCGGGUCGAUGUCUAAUAAGGGUGGUGGGGCAGCUAUUGCUCCCCCGCCAUCAUUACAAGAAAUAUCCAUUGCUAACGAUGGUGACCCUUCUUCCAAUGUUACUAUACCCUAUUCUGCUAGUUCAGUGGCCGCAAAAAUUAUGGCCAAGUUCGGUUAUAAAGAUGGUCAAGGUUUGGGCAAGCAGGAGCAGGGUAUGUCCAUGGCUUUGCAAGUGGAAAAGACUUCUAAGCGUGGUGGUCGCAUUAUACAUGAACGUGAUGUAUUCUUGCCACCGCCAGCGGCAACACCAGCUUCUUUAGCUGGAGCCUCUAAUCCAAUUGCUAACAUGGGUCCCCCUACUCCACCAGCAGCGUUAUCAAUGCUAGACUCUUCAGAUACGGAACCUAGCAUUACAGAAAUAAUGAAGGCUCCCAGUAAAGUAGUUCUACUAAGAAAUAUGGUUGGGCCUGGUGAUGUUGAUGAAGAACUGGAGCCCGAAGUGAAAGAUGAAUGCAAUACCAAAUACGGAGAUGUGGCCAAUGUUUUAAUACACGAAUCAUUUGGCACAUCGCCAGAAGAUGCUGUCAAAAUUUUUGUAGAAUUUAAACGUAUUGAAAGUGCUAUUAAAGCUGUCGUGGAUUUAAAUGGUCGGUUUUUCGGUGGACGUCAAGUACGAGCUGGAUUUUUUAACUAUGAUAAAUUUAAAAGCCUGGAAUUGCACUAAGUUUAAGAUGAAAUAAAUUCUUUAAUAUUAUUACUUAUA
This is a messenger RNA of Calliphora vicina (urban bluebottle blowfly), 1336 nucleotides long. RefSeq names its product splicing factor 45 (gene Spf45). Gene Ontology annotation, biological process: mRNA cis splicing, via spliceosome; alternative mRNA splicing, via spliceosome. NCBI's taxonomy places the organism in Eukaryota, Metazoa, Arthropoda, Insecta, Diptera, Calliphoridae. The record is from RefSeq and is a predicted model, not a curated record. Gene Ontology annotation, cellular component: precatalytic spliceosome. Gene Ontology annotation, molecular function: RNA binding. The transcript is spliced from 4 exons. The coding region runs from base 59 to 1297 and encodes 412 amino acids.